AUGACAGAAAAAUUCGAUUCGGUACUAUUAAUAGGUGGUUCAGGUUUCUUAGGUCUACAUUUAAUCCAAAAAUUUUAUGACAUGACUCCAAGACCCUCGAUCAAUGUAUUCGAUGUGAGACCACUACCUGAAAAAUUAUCAAAACAAUUCACUUUCAAUCCAUCGGAUAUCAACUUCUACCAAGGUGAUUUAACUUCCUUCAACGACGUCAAUCAUGCAGUUCAAUCAAGCCACGCUCAAGUAAUCGUUCAUUCUGCAUCCCCAAUGCAUGGUCAACCUUCUGAGAUUUAUGAAAAAGUAAACGUCCAAGGGACACGUAAUGUUCUUGAUGUAUGUUCGAAAAAUCAUUUCGUUAAAUUAUUAGUAUAUACUUCAUCAGCAGGUGUCAUUUUCAAUGGACAAGAUAUUCAUAAUGGUGAUGAAACUUGGCCUAUCCCUGAAGUACCUAUGGAUGCAUAUAAUGAAACAAAAGCCAUUGCCGAAGAUAUGGUAUUAAAAGCUAAUUCAAUGGAUACCGAAGAGGGAGGUGAUGGAUUCUAUACAGUAGCUUUAAGACCUGCUGGGAUCUUUGGGCCUGGUGAUAGACAAUUAGUACCUGGGUUAAGAACUGUUGCAAAAUUAGGUCAAUCGAAAUUCCAAUUGGGUGAUAAUAAUAAUUUGUUUGAUUGGACUUAUGCUGGUAAUGUGGCUGAUUCUCAUGUUUUAGCGGUACAAAAAAUUUUAAACCUACAGAAUAAUAAUGAUAAUAAUGAAGUUAGUACAAAAGAUUAUAAUAGAGAUGUUGUGUCAAAAAUUGCUGGUCAAACUUUUUUCAUUACAAAUGAUACACCUACUUAUUUUUGGUCAUUAGCAAGGACAGUUUGGAAAGCUGAUGGUCAUAUCGAUAAGAAAGUUAUUGUUUUGAAAAGACCCGUUGCAAUCUUGGCAGGUUAUCUUUCUGAAUUCUUUUCUAAAUUGUUAGGUAAAGAACCAGGGUUAACACCUUUCAGAGUGAAGAUCGUUUGUGCAUCUCGUUAUCAUAAUAUUGAAAAGGCAAAGACCUUAUUAGGUUAUAAGCCAAAUGUAGAUAUUGAACAAGGAAUUAAAAAUACUUUAGCAUGGAUGGAUGAAGGUUUAUAA
Molecule: messenger RNA, 1119 nt
Organism: Naumovozyma dairenensis CBS 421
Lineage: Eukaryota; Fungi; Ascomycota; Saccharomycetes; Saccharomycetales; Saccharomycetaceae
Gene: ERG26
Product: sterol-4-alpha-carboxylate 3-dehydrogenase (decarboxylating)
Exons: 1
Coding region: 1-1119 (372 amino acids)
Biological process (GO): steroid biosynthetic process
Molecular function (GO): 3-beta-hydroxy-Delta5-steroid dehydrogenase (NAD+) activity
Source: RefSeq, a predicted model, not a curated record